GACCCCGCAUCGCGUCGCGUCGGCGAGACAAAUUCCCAAAGCGGCAAACCCCCGCGUCGCAUUCACAUCCAACCAUUCGCUUGCGCCCCCCGCAAGUCCGACACCACCCGAUUCGCUUCGAUUCCCUCCUCCUCCCUUGUUUUUCGCUUCUCCGACGGCUGUUACCGCUUUUCGAGCAGGCGUUGGGCACGCCUCGGUCUCGACGGAGAGCCAUGGGCGUCCCCGCCGCCGCCACCACCACAGCGGGUUGCCUUCGCCACUCGCCGCUCACUGUGACUAUACGGCCGCGAUGAGCCCGUCGGUUGGGGUGGAUCCGACCCCGCCCGGUCCGGGCGCCGAGGAGGCGGCGAUCGUAGUCGCGUGGCGGGAGCUGCGGGGCCAGGCCGUGGGGCUCGCGGCUGCCGCCGAGGAACGGGCGGACCUGGCCCGCCGCCUCGAGGCCGCGCUCGAGGUGAGGAGGGGGUUGCUGAGGCAGGGCGCGGCGCUGGACGAGAUGAGGCGGAGGGUGGAGCUCCAGCGGGUGCGCGCGGAGGAGGCCGUCGUCGGCAGGAGGCGGGCGCUCGAGGGCGUUGAGCGGCGGAAGGAGCUGCUGCAGGAGCAGAUCGAGCGGGUGCUGCAGCUCUCCAGGGCCCUUGCCGCCGCGCACCAGCGAGUACAGGAAGCGAAGGAGGUGUUAUCUGGAGACAGGGCCAGGCUUGGGGAUCUGCAGAGGCUGCUUAGGACGAGGCAGCAGUGCAUGGUAGGCCAGGUUGCUGCCUUGUACCCUGUGAGGGUCUUCCAUGAUCUGCAACAACAUGCAGAAAACCGUCAUGCCGAUACUAAUUGGGAGAGUGGAACACUUUCAGAGGAAAAUAGAACAAUUUCAGGGGCAAAUGGAACACAUUUACCCAGCGUUAUCAAAUCUCCACAAAUAUGCGCUUUGACGUUUUUUGGCUGGCAAAUCAUGAAGCAUAAAAGAAAGCAAAAGAGUUACAGUGACAAGGAGCUUCAGAGGUCUGCGGCUGUUCUUGGAUAUGCAGCACAUGCAGUCUUGCUCAUUGCCUCCUAUCUUGAUGUUCCCCUCCGAUAUCCUUUGCGCUUUGGAGGGUCCCGAUCUUAUGUCAGUGAUUGUUUGCCUUCAGCUGAAACAGCAUCUGUUGCUUCAGCAGACCACCCAAGUAUCAACAACACCUACUCAAAACUAACAGAAUACCCCCUUUUCCUGGAAUGUCAAGAAUAUGACUCCACUAAUGCAUCCUAUGCCAUUUAUUUGUUGCAUAAGGAUACGGAGCAGCUUUUGAACUACAUUGGAGCAGAGAGCUCUGGGAGCCACCUAUUUGGUAAUCUGCGAGAACUUUUUAGGAUCAUACUGUCGGAUGAGUAUCUGUACUGGUGAUCAAUACGAUCCCUAUGGUUUUGGUGUGCUUAUUUGUAGAGAGGUGUCGUACAUUUGUAAGUAGGUGUUUCCUUUUCCCGUUCUUUGGUGUGAUUCUUGCCUUCUUUCGUUGCGUGAGUUUUUGUAUGCACAGGAAAGAGGCGCAUUAGGUUUUGCUAGAUGAAAUGGCAUUUAUAUAUGUGGCUUUACAAGCGCCUCAGCGGCUCAGCCUCUACAUGAUUGCUUCGGGUUUCUCCUAUGUGUUAUCCUUUGAGGCAAAGUAGAUUUUGUGUCGAUAUCUUAUGAGCUAUUGCCGAAAAUUACAUUCUCUGACUAAGAUGCUGCUCCGAGUGCCUUCUCACCGUAUUAUGAGUUCAACGUCACCGGAUUAUGAAUUCAAGGACUCUGAUUCUAGCACGGGUAUCACUAGCCCAAUAUUCUAAAGAUGAAACAUAAAUGCAGCAACCCAUACUCCAUGAUACAAAUUUUGCUUCUAUGUCAUUAAUUUAGAUGCGUUUAGAAGAUUUGCCACUUGGCCUACAUAUCAUUGAUAUAGGUGGUCUUAUGUGUUGGUAAAUAGUGGCAACUGAGCUGGUGCAUCAACAUCUGAUCUGAGCUGACGAGCUGUUGCCAUUAGCACAGAAGGCCUGGACGGUGCGCCGGUGGCCACAGAAAAGAGUACGGAAAGAAGCUUUUCGGCACCGUCCACGAUCCAUCCGGACCAAAAGCCACAACGAAAGCACAUCAGAUGAUCAGAUCGGCGGAUGGCCGGAUGCCAAGUUGGCAUUGCCAAUCCCACCCACCCACCGCCACGCUCCC
Molecule: messenger RNA, 2173 nt
Organism: Phragmites australis (common reed)
Lineage: Eukaryota; Viridiplantae; Streptophyta; Magnoliopsida; Poales; Poaceae
Product: vacuolar protein sorting 38-like
Exons: 6
Coding region: 290-1375 (361 amino acids)
Biological process (GO): SNARE complex assembly
Cellular component (GO): endosome; lytic vacuole
Molecular function (GO): SNARE binding
Source: RefSeq, a predicted model, not a curated record